UCGAUUUCUAGAAUAAUUGUAAACAAAAAAAGUCAUCAAAAAAGUGACGAAAUAUUGUCAAAAGAUUACCGAAAAUAGCCAUCGAUUGCAAUGUCUUUAAGAGAUGUCUUAAACGCAUUCUUCAGAUUUAACGAACCAAAUGAAGACUUGUUUGGUCGUCAGUGGAGUCCAUUGGUUGAGGACAGCGAUGACCACAACUUUGGUUCGCAAAUGAAUCGCGACUUUCUGGAAAUGACAAAACAAUUUGAAGUAUUAUUUGAUUCAAUGAACAAUAUGUCGAUAUUUAGUGAUCCAAAUCAAUGGCAAGAAGUGGACAAAAACACAAAUGUCAGAGAUUUGAUGCUUAAGUCAAGUGAAGACAAAAGAAACUCACAAAUGGACACCGAUUUAGACACAAAUGUUGGCCAAAAAGGUUUGGAUGUUGUCUUGAAAGACGGUCCGACCUAUGAAUGGUCUAACUCAGUGACCACUCCCUCACAGACCCGAAGUUUUAUCAAAACUUAUUCUUACAGUUCAGUCAAUAAUAACGGACGAUUUGAAGAACAGAAGACUUGUAACGACGGCAAUGGAAACACAGAGACGUCAAUCACUCAACGUAUUGGAGAUAAAUAUGUGACAAAAAUUGUCAAAAGAGACAAAAAUAAUGAGAUCAUCGAAACCAAAGAAGUGGUCAACAAUUUGGAUCAAAAUGAAGUCAAUGACUUCAAGCGUCAGUUUGGGCCAAACGACGAUAACAUAAGUAACACUAUUAUCGAUAGACCUCUUAAUCACUUUAAUGAUCAAAAUUCAAUUUUAAGACGAUUUUUCAACUUUCCCUUUAAAUUCUAAACUAUUAAGACUUGAUUUUUAUGAUAUUCUCCUUCAUUUUC
Molecule: messenger RNA, 869 nt
Organism: Oppia nitens
Lineage: Eukaryota; Metazoa; Arthropoda; Arachnida; Sarcoptiformes; Oppiidae
Exons: 3
Coding region: 91-828 (245 amino acids)
Biological process (GO): negative regulation of apoptotic process; regulation of actin filament polymerization
Cellular component (GO): clathrin-coated vesicle; apical plasma membrane; mitochondrion
Source: RefSeq, a predicted model, not a curated record